Molecule: messenger RNA, 1458 nt
Organism: Fusarium coffeatum
Lineage: Eukaryota; Fungi; Ascomycota; Sordariomycetes; Hypocreales; Nectriaceae
Exons: 2
Coding region: 1-1458 (485 amino acids)
Biological process (GO): transmembrane transport; intracellular zinc ion homeostasis; zinc ion transport
Cellular component (GO): Golgi apparatus; membrane
Molecular function (GO): zinc ion transmembrane transporter activity
Source: RefSeq, a predicted model, not a curated record
AUGUCGGACUAUCCAGGUGCUCGUUCUUCUCAAAACCUCCGCCCGCCAAGUCUGGUUUUCCACGCCGACAGCGACGACGAUUUUGACAUCGUGAACCGCGAAGCGUUUACAGACGGUGGUGUUGAUCACGACAACGAAUCUACCGCUGUUAACCGCCAACUCAAUCGUGACGCUGUCGCUCAGAAUUCAGCUGCUGCGAAUCUACUGAUACCCACUACGACAACCACAUCUUCCUCCUCUCUUUCACUCCCGACGAUGAACGCCGAAGACGAGGCAGGGGACUCUCCUGCGUCCCCUGGGUUCAAGAACCCUUUCAACUUCCAGACACAAGUGAUAUCUGCAGGCCCCGUCAAGUCGAACAUCGGGCAACGUCGCGGACACAGAUACAAGCACAGUAGUAUCUCCUCCCAACAUCAGAUCUUCAAAGAGCCGCCUCAGAGACCUCCACCCGUCCUGCCUGCUUCUCUCCCUAUCCCGACCGUUCGCGAGGCAUGGAAGAGCAUGACAAAGGAUCAGCGUAUUCACUGUUAUUGGAGUAUGUGCCAUCUUGCUGUCGCUACAUUUAUCUUCUUCCGCUCAGAAGGAUCUCUUGCCACUACCGCUCUCUCGCAUCUUGUCUUCUUCGAUGCUGGUAGUGCUGCUGUCUGUGUCAUGGUAGAUGUUUUGGGCAAUUUUGAGGUUUGGCGGCGCAGCAGUAUUCGGCACCCGUUUGGUCUCGAGAGAGCAGAAGUUCUUGCUGGAUUUGCCAUGUCAGUUUUCCUCCUCUUUGGAGGGUUUGAUCUGGUGUCACAUACUCUGAAGCAUUUCCUCGAGUCUCUCGGUAGCCACGAGGCUCAUCAUGAACAUGGGCAUGAAGGCCCAGACGGCUCCAUUGACCUUGUGUCUGCCGCUGCUAUGGUGAGCACUCUCGUUUCGGCAUAUGGUCUUCGAAACCAUGCUCGCAUUGCCAAACUUAUGCGUGUUUCGUACCUCGCUGCUCUGCCAAGUGUGCUGUCGAAUCCCUUCCACUUCCUCACACUCUCCUUCUCCGCUGUCAUUGCUCUUCUUCCACUCCUCUCCAUUUCUCUUUACACAUGGCUAGAUCGCCUUAUUUGUGUCGUAAUCGCAUUUGCCAUGUUCGCCCUUGGAAUGCGAUUAGCCGUAGCGCAAGGUCUUAUGCUACUCAUGUCUUAUGGGGGCAAUGGGGGCAACAAUGGUGUCAGUGCUGUCCUUCGAGAGAUUGAGACUGAGCCAAGCGUCGUUGCUAUCGAUGACGCCCAGUUCUGGCAAGUUCAUUAUGGUCUUUGUAUGGCUAACCUCAAGUUGAGUGUGGUCAAGGGCUAUGAUGAAAUGUCUAUCAGUAAGCUGCGGCAGCGCAUCGCUGGCUUGAUUCAGAAUAGACUGGGCGAAGGGUACGGCCAUGGCGGCAGUAUUCGAUGGGAGGUGACGUUACAAAUGAGUACAGAUGGCAGCACUUGA